This is a messenger RNA of Oncorhynchus gorbuscha (pink salmon), 517 nucleotides long. Its product is annotated as multidrug resistance-associated protein 1-like. The record is from RefSeq and is a predicted model, not a curated record. Lineage: Eukaryota; Metazoa; Chordata; Actinopteri; Salmoniformes; Salmonidae. The transcript has 4 exons. Bases 5 to 517 code for a protein of 170 amino acids.
GAAAAUGCACAAUAAAGUCUUCUUCCUGCUCUGCUCUCAUCCUCUCCUCCAGGCAGUAGGUUUUCUCCUGUGGAUCGUCUGCUGGGCAGAUGUGUUUUACUCUUUCUGGGAAAGAAGCCAGCAUGACAGCGAUGCCUCCUCCUCCACCCAGGCACCUGUUUAUCUGGUCAGCCCCACCAUGCUCGGCAUCACUAUGCUGCUAGCCACCCUCCUGACUCAGUAUGAGAGGUUAAAAGGAGUCCAGUCUUCAGGGGUGAUGCUCAACUUCUGGCUGGUGGCCGUCCUCUGUGCUUCCGUCACAUUCAGAUCCAAGAUCAUACAAGCCCUCAACGAGCCGUCGACGGUGUGUGUGUUCAGAUACACAACCUUCUACAUCUACUACACACUGCUGCACAUCUCUCUGCUCCUGUCAGCCCUCUCAGACCAGCCUCCUCUCUUCUCAGAGGCAUCUAAAGACGCUAACAGCCCCAUAGAGGGCUUCUCCACCGUCAGCCCCAUAGAGGGCUUCACCGUCUAG